AUGGGUCUCGAAAAAUUUAACCCUUUCAAAAGGGAUAGUCCGAACUUCCCCAACGUUGUCAUCCCACUCGCCGAUGGACCUGCUCACCACCUCUCGGAAAAGACAGACAAGGUGACCAGCUCGGAUGGCGAAUCUUCCUCGGAGAACGGUGCUGCCGGCCCUAAUGAUUCAACUUGUCUGACCCUCGAAGGUCUUCGUGCAGAGAUCGAGGCUGACGUCUCCACUUCCACCAAUGACUCUGCUUAUGACCGCAAGGCAAAGGUGGUCAACAGAGCCCUGCAGGAUAUUGGCAUGGGUCGGUAUCAAUGGCAGCUGUUCUUCCUUUGUGGUUUUGGUUGGACAGCAGACAACAUCUGGCUUCAGGGAGUUGCCCUGACACUGACCCCCAUCUCCUACGAAUUCGGUCUUUCCGAUACGUGGGUGCGUUUCACCACUUGCGCUCUAUUCUUGGGUCUUUGUAUCGGUGCCUCAUUCUGGGGUAUUGCCUCUGAUAUUGUCGGUCGUCGUCUUGCUUUCAAUGCCACUCUGUUCAUGGCUGGUUCAUUUGGUUUGGCUGCUGCUGGUGGUCCCACUUGGAUUGGAACAUGUGGCUUGUUCGCUUGCUUGGGUCUUGGUGUAGGUGGUAACCUGCCAGUCGAUGGUGCUCUUUUCCUGGAGUUCCUUCCCUUUGUCUCCGGCAACAUGUUGACCAUGCUGAGUGUCUGGUGGCCCAUUGGCCAGCUAAUCGGCAGUCUGCUUGCAUGGGCUUUCAUCCCUAACUUCAGCUGCACUGGCUAUGAGGGUUGCACCAAGGAGAACAACAUGGGCUGGCGCUACCUGGUCCUCACCCUGGGUGCCAUCACCUUUGUCAUGUUCAUUCUGCGUUUCUUCUUCUUCCACCUGUACGAGUCGCCCAAGUACCUGCUCUCCCGCGGCCGCCAGGAAGAAGCUGUCGCUUCCAUUCAUGGCAUUGCCCACAGGAACGGCACCAAGACCUGGUUGACCAGCGAGAUCCUCAACGAAAUUGGCGGUCAUGUCGAGGUGCAAGAAAAGGAGACAGGGCUCAGCUAUUCUCAAAUCUUGGGCCGUUUAUUCUCCAAAUUCUCAAUGGAGCGCAUUGCACCCCUGUUCGCCAACAAGCGUAUGGGCUACAAUACCGCUCUUCUCUGGUUCUGCUGGGCUACCAUCGGCAUGGGAUACCCUCUCUUCAACGCCUUCUUGCCGCAGUACCUCUCUCAAUCCGGUGGUGUGACCAACUCGAACUACAUCACCUACCGCAAUUACGCCAUCACCUCCAUCGUUGGUGUCCCUGGCUCUAUCUUAGCUUGCUGGACAGUUGAGAUCAAGUACAUCGGUCGUAAGGGCACAAUGGCCAUCUCCACCCUGAUCACCGGUAUCUUGCUGUUCUGCUUCACCGCAUCCACAAACUCCGACAUCCAGCUCCUGUGCAGUUGUCUCGAGGCCUUCUUCCAGAACAUCAUGUAUGGUGUCCUGUUCGCCUACACUCCGGAGACAUUCCCCGCCCCCAACCGCGGUACUGGCACUGGUAUCUCCAGCUGCUUGAACCGCAUCACUGGUCUCUGUGCUCCACUUGUCGCCAUCUAUGCUGGUAGUGCGAACCCCAACGCGCCAAUCUAUGCGUCCGGCGCGUUGAUUCUGGCUUCCUUUGUGGCCAUGUGUCUCCUACCCAUCGAGACUCGGGGCAGGCAGACUCUUUAA
This is a messenger RNA of Penicillium verrucosum, 1698 nucleotides long. RefSeq lists its product as uncharacterized. The record is from RefSeq and is a predicted model, not a curated record. Gene Ontology annotation, cellular component: membrane. Bases 1 to 1698 code for a protein of 565 amino acids. Gene Ontology annotation, molecular function: transmembrane transporter activity. NCBI's taxonomy places the organism in Eukaryota, Fungi, Ascomycota, Eurotiomycetes, Eurotiales, Aspergillaceae. Gene Ontology annotation, biological process: transmembrane transport. The transcript has 4 exons.